ACUCGUGCCCUCGAAAUACUCCCAGAAGUCGAUUGCAGACCGAUAUUUGCACUCGGCCGCCGGAAUCCUGAUGGAUUUUGUUGCCCAUGGCGAAUUCGUCCUCUCUCAUUGCCGCUGAUCUCUUCUUUUAACAAUCAUCUAACGGCGGAUCUUCUCUGCGUUGAAUUCCACUUCGCUCCUCUCCGUUACUCAGGGUCCUCUUCCUCAACACGCCCUUCGCCCUUCGCGUUUCGCCCUUCGCAAUCUCAUAAAGGUAAAGGAGGUUGUCUCAGGAGAUCCUGGGUAAGCUCAUGGCGAAUUUUCGUUCUGUUCUAUUAGGCUUGGCACGAGCAAGGAGUCGUUUUAAUUUUGGCAUUGGAAAUUCUCUAAGGAAUUCAACAAUAUCAUCCGCUAAUGGCCUCUUUGCAUAUGUUUUUGCUGGAAAGUUACUUGUACAAGCCCGUUUGUUCUCAUCUACAGGACUUCCGUCUCAUAUAGUACUUGAAAUGCCAGCAUUGUCUCCUACAAUGAAUCAAGGUAACAUUGCAAAGUGGAGAAAGAAAGAAGGUGAUAAGAUUAAUGUAGGCGAUGUUCUUUGUGAGAUAGAGACAGAUAAAGCAACUCUUGAAUUUGAAAGCCUUGAGGAGGGGUUCUUGGCAAAGAUAUUAGCGCCUGAAGGUUCAAAGGAUGUGCUUGUUGGACGACCUAUUGCUGUCACGGUCGAAGAUCCAGAUGAAAUUAACAAUAUACCUGAUGAUUCAUUCAGUGGACUGGAACCCAAAGAUGAAAAACCUACUGAUACAUUGGCCAACUCUGCAGAACUGAAGGUGGGUACUUCAAAGGCAUCUUUCAUUAGAAUCAGCCCAGCAGCAAAGUUCCUAAUUGCACAACAUAGACUGGAAGCAUCUUCACUGGAAGCAUCGGGACCCCGUGGAACACUUUUGAAGGGGGAUGUACUUGCAGCAAUUAGGUCUAGAAACCAAUCUGUUGGAGCUCUCAAAGAAGUUCAAGAUCCAAUAGCUCCAUUGACAAGUACCUCUAAGUUGACUUCUCUUUCUUCACCUGAAUCCGAAGGCCCUUUAGAUGGGACAGUUAUUCAUACAGAUCUUCAAAAUAGUCAGAUUCGCAAGGUUAUUGCAAAACGAUUGCUUGAAUCUAAACAAAGCAUUCCACAUUUAUAUUUAUCCUCAGAUGUCAUAUUGGAUCCUUUACUGGCAUUCAGAAAGGAACUUAAAGAACAAUAUAAUGUGAAAGUCUCAGUUAAUGAUAUUGUCUUAAAAGCUGUUGCACUUGCAUUGAAAACCGUACCUGAAGCAAAUGUUUACUGGAAUGCUGAGAAAGGUGAAUCUGUAUCAUGUGACUCAGUUGACAUAUCAGUAGCAGUUGCCACGGAGAAGGGAUUGAUGACUCCUAUUGUCAGAAAUGCAGAUCAGAAGUCAUUAUCAGCGAUAUCCUUGGAGGUCAAAGAGUUAGCUGACAAGGCACGUGCUGGUAAACUUAAACCUGAUCAAUUCCAAGGUGGAUCAUUCAGCAUCUCAAAUCUUGGCAUGUAUCCCGUGGACCAUUUCUGUGCCAUUAUAAACCCCCCUCAGGCUUGUAUUCUUGCUGUUGGUCGAGGCAACAUGGUUGUUGAACCUGUCAUUGGAACUGAUGGAGUUGAGAAACCUGCAAUUGUUACAAAAAUGAGUUUGAAGCUAUCUGCUGAUCAUCGCGUGUUUGAUGGCCAGUUAGCAAGCAAGUUCCUUUCGGCACUGUCAUCAAACUUUAGCAACAUUAGAGGACUACUGUUAUGAAGCAUAGAAAGAGAACAAUGAAGUUGGGAGCAUAUUCCAUCUCACGAAGAUAUGACUUCAAACUCAGAAGGGUGUUUACCCAACUCGGGCAUAUAAUAAUUUAUUUCUCAUUAAUAAGAUUACUAAAAUUGUUUUAUUCAAUAAAUUAGUUUUCACAAAAAGCCUGAUACAUUCAUUCUUUGCUCCAAGCUUGCCCAAUUCCUUGAACAAAAUUUCCAAGUGAUCUACUCAGACUCGUUUCUUGCUGAUUUUGAGGCUGCUUGUGAAAUAUUGAAGUAGAGAUGAGCAAUGAUGCUUGACAUAAUGUUAUCAAUAUUACAAUGGGUUGAUGAUAAAAUAUCAAUAUGUAUGAUUUGCUGUAUGAUUAUUCUAGUGCUAUAAAUCUGGCAUCUAUUAAAUAACAAUCCUAAAA
Messenger RNA from Zingiber officinale, 2184 nucleotides. RefSeq names its product dihydrolipoyllysine-residue acetyltransferase component 1 of pyruvate dehydrogenase complex, mitochondrial-like. Gene Ontology annotation, biological process: pyruvate decarboxylation to acetyl-CoA. Gene Ontology annotation, cellular component: pyruvate dehydrogenase complex; mitochondrion. The coding region runs from base 291 to 1772 and encodes 493 amino acids. The record is from RefSeq and is a predicted model, not a curated record. NCBI's taxonomy places the organism in Eukaryota, Viridiplantae, Streptophyta, Magnoliopsida, Zingiberales, Zingiberaceae. The transcript is spliced from 20 exons. Gene Ontology annotation, molecular function: acyltransferase activity.